AUGCUUUCCAAUCACAACACCAUUAAUAUACUCAACACUCGUCACUAUUUCCACUGUUUUUGGCCAAAAUGUCAUUACAAGACUAAAAAAACUGGGCAAUUAAAAGAUCAUCAAUUAAUUCAUUCAUUGAUAAAACAAUUCAAAUGUUAUUAUAUUAAUUGCAAUGCAUCAUAUAAAUUGAAAUCAGAUCUAAAACACCACAUAAAUAGUAUUCAUUUAAACGUGAGAUAUGUAUGCGAUUGGAGUGAAUGUGGCAAACAGUUUACAUCAAAACAAUCAUUACUUGAACACAAAAGUAGUGUUCAUUUGAAUGAAAUGCGAUUCAAAUGUAAUGAAGAAAAUUGUGGCAAAAGAUUUUCUCAAAAAGUCAAUUUAAUUCAACACAAACGCACUGUACAUUGCGAUGAAAAGCCAUUUAUUUGUCAUUUCAGUGAUUGUCACAAAUGUUUUAAAUGUAAAUCUACUUUAAAUAAACACCUGAAAAGACAUAUGAAUAUAAAGCCACAUAAAUGCAAUUAUAGUGAUUGUAGUAAAUGUUUUGUCACAAAACAUGAAUUACUAAAGCAUAUUGAGCGUAUUCAUAAUGCAAUACAAAACAUCAAUAAAAUGCAAUUUAACCCUCCACCAAUUAACACAUUCAUCUAUAAAGCAUUUAUCUAUAAAACAAUUCAAAUUAUGGCCUUAUCUCUACAUAACAAAACUAUCCAUUUUAAGUACACACCUGUUAAGAAUUAUAAUUGUUCAUGGCCAAAAUGUACAUAUAAAUCAUGUACAAAAAGUGUUAUUAGACAUCACCAAUUAAGACACUCUAACGAUAAAUAUUUCAAAUGUAAUUAUACAAAUUGUAACAAGGUCUUUAAAUGGAAACGAUCUUUAAUUCAACACAAAAAUCGGGAUCAUUUAAACGUGAGAUAUGUAUGCAAUUGGAGUGAAUGUCGCAAACAGUUUACAGCUAAAGGAGAUCUAAAUCAACACAAAAGUGCUGUUCAUUUGAAGGAAAAGCGAUUCAAAUGUAAUGAAGACAAUUGUGGCAAAUGUUUCACAACUAAGCCACAACUAAAUGUUCAUAAACUAUGCGUUCAUAUAUCGGGCAAAAUGUUUGCGUGCGAUUGGUGUGAAUGCGACAAAACGUUCAAAACAUUAUCCAAUUUAAAUCGACACAAAAGUAGUGUUCAUUUGAAUGAAAAGCGUUUCAAAUGUCAUGAAGAAUAUUGUGGCAAAAGUUUUGCACAAAAAGCAAACUUAAUUCGACACAAACUGUACGUACAUUCAAACGAAAGGCCAGUUGUUUGCCAUUUCAAUGAUUGUAACAAAAGUUUUAUAGAAAAUUGGGAAUUAAAACAACAUGUUACCAAGCAUAAUAUUUAA
Oppiella nova is the source of this 1368-nucleotide messenger RNA. Lineage: Eukaryota; Metazoa; Arthropoda; Arachnida; Sarcoptiformes; Oppiidae. The record is from the annotation of a GenBank genome assembly.